Messenger RNA from Bicyclus anynana (squinting bush brown), 891 nucleotides. Its product is annotated as probable pseudouridine-5'-phosphatase. The transcript has 6 exons. Bases 78 to 728 code for a protein of 216 amino acids. NCBI's taxonomy places the organism in Eukaryota, Metazoa, Arthropoda, Insecta, Lepidoptera, Nymphalidae. Gene Ontology annotation, molecular function: phosphatase activity. The record is from RefSeq and is a predicted model, not a curated record.
GUCAUAAGUGUAGAUUUAACGAGUUACUAUAGAAAAUUACGUGUAACAUUUCAGAUACAGAAAUUACAUAUCAUAAAAUGAUUAAACAAAUAUGUGAAAAACACAACAAAAAGUAUCCAAAGGAAUUACAACUUAAAGUGUAUGGAUUAACUGACAGAGAACUGAGUGUGUUGGUCGUAAACGAAGUAAAGAUGCCAAUAUCGGUUGAUGAAUUCGAGAGGCAGUUAAAUGAUUUGGCCCAAAAAAUGUUGCCAAGUGCACCGUUACAAAAAGGAGCUGAACGUCUACUCACUCAUCUGCAUGACUACAAAAUACCAAUGGCGUUAGCGACUAACUCUAUGGAACAAGCUGUCAGACUCCACGCUACUGCGAGACCGAAACUGUUUGGCUUAUUUCAUCACAAAGUAAGCGUCACUGACCCAGAAGUGUUUCGUGGCAAACCAAACCCUGACAUCUUCCUGGUGGCUGCUUCAAGAUUUCCAGAUAAACCUUCUCCAAGACAGUGUCUCGUUUUCGAAGACUCAGCGGUAGGAGUGCAAUCAGCUAAAGAAGCCGGCAUGCAGGUAGUAAUGAUUCCUGACGCGCGCAUGGAUCGUGAACACACUCGUCACGCGACUCUGGUCAUCCGGUCACUUCUUGACUUCAGGCCAGAACUGUUCGGCUUGCCACCGUUUGAUGACGGUCCAAGAACAAUGAAGAGAAUUGAGGACAAUGAAGCACAUGAAUAAAAUAAAAUGUCCUUUAUUUCCACAGUCAAAAUAAUCAAAAAGAGAUGUUUUUUAUUAUCACAGUGUAUUUAAAUUAUAUAAUUUUGAAUUACCUUCAUUCCUUCCUUCAUGGGAAUUAUUUUGGAAGUUAAAUAAGUACCUAAUAAAAUCUGUGUGUCGUGUG